This is a messenger RNA of Notodromas monacha, 3172 nucleotides long. The record is from the annotation of a GenBank genome assembly. NCBI's taxonomy places the organism in Eukaryota, Metazoa, Arthropoda, Ostracoda, Podocopida, Cyprididae.
UAUGUUUAUUUUUUAAUCCAGCAGGGGAGAGAUGAUGUUUUCUCUGCAGGAGAUAAAAAAGUGAACAUAUAAUUCUUAGACCAGAAAAAGAAAACACUAAAUCACAAUGGCUUUUCAUUGGUGAAGAAGAUUCGGUACUGAUUUGAAAACCUUUGGCGAAUCAGAGAAAUUUGUCACCAAGAUGCAAAUUUUUUCUGCAGCUGUCUUCAGCCUCUUGGCAUUUGCCUCAAGCCUCGAAAACGUGUCAGCACAGAUGCCGAGAAGGGGAGACAUGUCUCAAUUCGAUUUCGAAGAUUACAAUGGAGUAAUCACGCCAGAAAUAGCAGGACCUUGUGCAGACUACAAACCAGGAGAAGACGACCUUCAGGCAUUUGACUUCAUCAGACGAUUCAAGCUGGAUGUCAUAGAAAGAGAAUACCCAGGAGUGUCAAAAGUUAGAGGCUCUAACAGAGUCCAAUCUGCUUACAGACUAAGCAAAGAUGCUGACUUGAACGUGCCUACCAGAGACAUUUUUCCAAUGGGUCUCCCGGACCAGUUCAGUUUCAUCACAACAUUUCGUCAGAGGAAAGUGUCAAAAAUUCCUUGGGAUAUCAUCAAAAUCGCAGAUGUUCAAGGCAGGACUCAGUUUGCCAUUUCCAUUGCACCCAAGGAUGCUUCUGUGCAAUUUUCAAUAAUUGACAUUGAAGGCAAUUUAAUGACAACGUCUUUCCCUGAAAGCAAGGUUUUGGAUGACAAAUGGCACAAGUUGCAUUUUGGAGUCUUCAGGGACACAAUCACCAGAAUAGUUUUGUAUGUGGAUUGCCAAGAAGUUGGAGCACAAGCUUUGGACUUGCCCAUUGGCCCCAUUGAUGUCAAUGGCAGACUAGUCAUAGGAAAAACUCAAGGAACCAGAGGAAAAUCUGUUCUGAUUGAUUUGCAAUGGAUGGUCAUGAACUGUGACCCAACCAGGCCAGAAAGAGAAACUUGUGAUGAACUUCCAGCCCCUGAGCCAGAGGAAGCAGUGAGUCCACCUGUGGAAGCUCCCAUGUGUGAUGUCACUUGUCCUCCAGGUCCACCAGGCAUCAAUGGUACUGAUGGUCUUCCAGGACAAAGAGGGUUCCCAGGGUUGCAAGGACUUUCAGGGGUUCAAGGACUACCUGGUGUCAAGGGCAGUCCUGGACAAUCUGGAUCACCAGGUGAACAAGGUCCAUCUGGCUUGCCAGGACUAAGGGGGACUCCAGGACUCCCUGGUGGACCAGGGUCAAAAGGAGACAGGGGUUCCCCAGGAUAUAAAGGAGAAAUUGGAAUAACAGGCCAAGUGGGACCAAAAGGAGACAGAGGAGUCCCAGGAUUUGCAGGACCACAAGGACCUCAAGGACUUCAAGGCCCACCUGGGGAUGCUGUCAGAGUAGUGGGGCCAGUUGGACCAGCAGGACCUAUUGGUCAAGAGGGAGCUCCAGGUCUACCAGGACUGGAUGGAAUAAAAGGAGACAGUGGUAUUCCUGGACCAUCUGGUGAAACUGGACCAAGAGGACUUGAUGGUACUCCUGGCAGAAGAGGGCCAAAGGGGGACCCAGGGUCACCAGGGCUGCAGGGGCCAAGGGGUGUUCAAGGUGAACCAGGUCCAAUGGGUCCACCAGGUCCUCCAGGAAUUGAAAUAGGUGGGGAAGUGGCCAUGGGUCCCCCAGGGCCUCCAGGUCGACCUGGGGAAGCUGGAAUGCCUGGUCUGUUUGGCUCCAAGGGUGAGAGAGGUGAAAGAGGUGACAGAGGAGACCCUGGAAGACUUGGUGAUAAAGGAGAAAGGGGUAGUCCUGGUGUGCCUGGUAUCAAUGGACAAAGAGGAUUACCAGGGCCUAUUGGCCCAACUGGUUCAACUGGAUCCAAAGGGGAGCUAGGAUUACCUGGGGAACCUGGACCUCUGGGACCUGCUGGGUUACCAGGUGCAACAGGCAAUCCUGGCAUUAUGGGUCUCAUGGGAGCUUCAGGAUUGAAGGGUGAAAGAGGGGACCCAGGGUCACCAGGGUUGCCAGGAGAAGUAGCAAGAGCUGGGGAACCAGGAUUACCUGGUCUACCAGGACCUCCAGGAAUCACAGGGUCAGAUGGUCUCAGAGGCCCAGUAGGAUCUCAAGGCCCACCUGGUCCUCAGGGGGAAUCUGGUACCCCAGGAUUACCAGGUUCUCAAGGACAUCAGGGUAGAGAUGGUGCACCAGGGCUUCCUGGACCAAAAGGACUGCAAGGGGACAAAGGACCUAUUGGGUUCCCUGGGGAUGAUGGAAGACCAGGAGAAGCUGGAAUUCCUGGUGAACCAGGUGCCAAAGGUGAUAUGGGAUCUUCUGGACUUCCAGGUGCCCCAGGACCAAGAGGAUUGUCAGGGGCACAGGGGCCACUUGGAGGAUUAGGGCCACCAGGUCCAGUGGGAAUCCCAGGACCAGCAGGCAAACCAGGAGACACUGGCCCAGCAGGUCCUCCAGGACCACCAGGAGAAACAGUCACUGUGGAUGGUACAGUUGGUGCAAGGCCAGGGACCAGAGGACCCCCAGGCCUUCCAGGUGUCAUGGGAACUCCUGGUGAGAGAGGAGCUGAUGGGGAAAGAGGUCCACCAGGUCAACCUGGCCAUCAAGGGCCACAUGGGGUACCAGGUCCACCAGGGAUUCCAGGGGCACCAGGAAGAAGGGGAGAGCCAGGGAUGCCAGGGCAGAAUGGUCAACCAGGCAGGAGCUUCAGUGAAGAAGAGCUCAGGGAUGUUUGUGCAAGUGUUCUCAGAGGCAAGUGAUCCAGGGAAACCAGGAUUGCCUGGUGAAAGGGGUCUGAUGGGGCUGCCAGGAAUCCCAGGUCCACCAGGGUCUCAAGGAUCCAAAGGUGAGAGAGGCACCAAGGGUGAAAAAGGACCUGAAGGAGAGGGCAUUGAGGGACCUAUUGGACCCAGAGGCUUACCAGGUCCAGCUGGUCCACCAGGAGUAGGUUUGCAGGGAAGACCAGGGGAAAGAGGAGAACAAGGGAGACCAGGAAUGCCUGGCCUCAGAGGCUCCCCAGGACCCCAAGGACCCCCAGGUUUCUGCGAAUUCUGCAACUUCCCUGGGGGCAACUACUUAUCAGCAGUAGCAGGACCAGGGGGCAAUCACAAAGGACCAUCCAAGAAAUAAAAAAAAAGUAAAAAAAACAUCAGAAAAAAAUUAUAAAAUCUCUCCCCAUC